AACUCCAGACUGUGUGACAAGGAAGGGACACUUUGUACUACGCCACGGUAUACAUGCAGGCUCCAUAAGGGCUCUGCACCACACUCCAUCCCAUCCUGAGCCGCUAAGACUUGACACAAUGACUUUUCUAAAGGGAAGCUCCUGGACUUGUCCCUUUAGGCUCUUGUGCUGUGUGGCACUGGUGGCAUUGUGUAGCUGUAAGACCAUGAGAUACAGGACUUAUGAAGAGGAUGACCCUGGCACAGUCAUAGGCACUUUAGCUGAAGAUCUGCACCUGAAGCUCCCAGGGGAGGGAAGUUUCCGAUUGAUGAAACAGUUUAAUAGUUCUCUGAUCCGAGUGAGAGAAAGCGAUGGGCAGCUGAGCAUUGGAGAGAGGAUAGACCGGGAGCACAUCUGCAAACAGUCCCCCAAUUGUAUCCUGGCACUGGACGUGGUCAGCUUCUCCAAGGAGCAAUUCAAGCUGGUCCAUGUAGAGGUGGAGGUGAGAGACAUCAAUGAUAACAGCCCCCAUUUCCCCAGCCAGGAGAUCCCUGUGGAUGUGUCAGAAAGCGCAACGGUGGGGACCAGGAUCCCUCUGGAGAUAGCCAUGGAUGAAGAUGUAGGGACCAACUCCAUCCAGACCUUCCAGAUCUCAGUCAACAGCCACUUCAGCAUUGAUGUCCAGACCAGGGCUGAUGGGGUGAAGUAUGCAGACUUGGUCCUGAUGAAGGAACUGGACAGGGAAACGCAGUCUGCCUACACCUUGGAGCUUGUGGCCAUGGAUGGAGGGAACCCGUCGCGUUCUGGCAGUGCAGUGGUUAAUGUCCGGGUGCUGGACUUUAAUGACAACAGCCCGGUGUUUGAGAGGAGCGCUGUCACCGUGGACAUGAUGGAAGACGCUCCUGUGGGAUACCUGCUGCUGGACCUCAAUGCUGCUGACCCUGAUGAAGGCGCUAAUGGAGAGAUCGUCUAUGGCUUCAGUCCUCAGGUGUCCCCCGAGGUACGUCAACUCUUUAAAAUCGACCCCAAAUCUGGACGACUCACCCUUGAAGGUCAGGUUGACUUUGAGACUAAGCAGACCUAUGAGUUUGAUGUGCAGGCUCAGGACUUGGGUCCCAACCCUUUAUCUGCUACCUGUAAAGUCAUCGUGCAUGUGAUCGAUGUCAAUGACAAUGCCCCUGCCAUCACCAUCACCCCCCUGACCUCGAUCAGUGCUGGAGUAGCCUAUAUCACCGAGGCUGCAGCUAAGGACAGCUUUGUAGCGCUGAUCAGCACCACGGACAGGGACUCGGGAGCUAACGGCCAGGUGCACUGUACUCUCUAUGGACACGAACACUUCAAGUUACAGCAAGCCUAUGAGGAUAGCUUUAUGAUCGUCACCACCUCUCCUCUAGAUCGGGAGAAGAUCGCCGAGUACAACCUGACCGUGGUCGCCGAGGAUCUGGGAUCUCCUCCCUUUAAAACCGUUAAACAAUACACGAUCCGGGUGAGCGAUGAGAACGACAAUGCCCCCGUCUUCGCCAAGCCUGUCUAUGAAGUGUCCGUCAUGGAGAACAAUGCCCCCGGAGCCUACAUCACCACCGUGGUGGCACGGGACCCCGAUCUUGGUCACAAUGGUAAAGUCACCUACAGACUGGCCGAUUUAGAAAUUAUGGGAUCCCCGAUCUCCACCUAUGUGUCUCUAGAUCCGGCCACCGGGGCUGUCUACGCCCUGAGAACCUUCAACUAUGAGAUCCUAAAGCAGCUGGACCUCAGGAUCCAGGCGAGCGAUGGAGGAUCUCCCCAGCUUACCAGCAGCGCCAUCAUCAAGGUCAGGAUAGUGGAUCAAAACGACAAUGCCCCUGUGGUCGUCAGUCCUGUGCUGUCCAAUGGGUCUGCAGAGGUGAUCAUCCCAGCCAGAGCCCCCCAUGGCUUUCUGGUCACUCAUGUGAAAGCCAGGGAUGCAGAUGAAGGGGUUAAUGCUGAGCUCACUUUCAGCCUCUCAGAAGAAGGGAGAAGCCUGUUUACAGUCAACAAGCUUACAGGAGAGGUCUUCCUCACUGCAGAUGUCAGCGAUGACUUGGGCCAGGUGUUUAGGACCACCAUCACAGUGACUGACAAUGGGAGACCACCUCUGGCCAGCACUGCCACUCUCAGUUUCUUGGUCACUUCUGCCACUCCUCCAAUUAAUCAUGAAGUCAUGCAGCCAAGUUCCCUGGAGGAGAAAGUUUCCCACUGGGACAUUCCCUUGAUUGUGAUCAUUGUCCUUGCUGGCAGUUGCACUCUUCUCUUAGCUGCCAUCAUCACCAUUGCUACUACAUGCAACAAACGCAGGAAGGAGAACAAGGCUGGCAACAAGACUGAAAGGGACAUAUCUGAGUUAGAAAAAGCAGACCAAGAUGAGGAGCUUAUUGAUAAUCAGAAAGCCAAUCUCUUUGAUGCCAGACCUUUUGCCAAUGCCACCCCCUUCACUGGAACAGAAGCAGCAGUCACUCCAGAAGUGGCCAGCACUGAAGACACCUUUGGGACAUGUCUGUAUGACACCCAGAAGAGGCUGAGGACCACUAACAGUGAGAAUUAUGCCUCAGCUCCUCCAACCUUCGGGAAGGAGACAGGACCCACAGUGACAGUGUGGAAGGGACAUUCAUUCAAUACCAUAUCCAUCCGAGAAGCAGAGAAAUUCAGUGGAAAGGACAGUGGCAAGGGGGACAGUGACUUCAAUGACAGCGACUCUGAUAUCAGUGCUGACGCUCUGAAGAAAGAUCUCAUUAACCAUAUGCAGACUGGACUCUGGGCCUGUACAACUGAGUGCAAGAUCCUAGGCCAUUCUGACCGCUGUUGGAGUCCUUCGUGUGGCAGACCACCCAACGUUCAUCCGCCACCAGUACACACAGGGCAGCUCUCAGUUUCCAGCUUUUGUAAAAGCACCUCUUUACCACGUGACCCUUUGCACAGAGAUAACUAUUACCAAUCAUCUCCAGCUCAGACACACCUCCAAAAAGUGGGGGGUCUACAGAAUGUCAAAGUGCCACCCAAAGACUAUGAAAGCAGGACAAUAACAAUAUCAAGAUCGGGUAGACUUCCUGAUCUCCAAGAAAUCACCAUGCCAAUUUUUAAGUCCCCUGGCACCACCAGAUUUGUGCCACCACAUGACACUACCUGCGAGCAGGAUGAACUUUAGUCAAAAACAGUUUGACUCCUUUUACCAGUUUUGGAGAACCGCAAUCUGUGUAAAUGAGACUGCAUAACUCUAAGAGUUUUAAGUUAUUGACCAUUGUUAAAUGAUAUAUAUUCUUUAUUUAGGUACAAGAAGUCUUACAGCACUUUCUUUGCCAUAGUUCAAAAUAUGUCUAUUGGAUUAUUUAUUACAAAGUCUUCCAGUGUCAUCAUAAUUAUUACAAAUUUUUAAAUAUCUUUUAUUGCAAAUUUUGAUCUUGUUACAUGAGUAACACAUUUAGGAUAGCGUCACAAAAUGAGGUCUGAAUCCUGUAUUCAUUGAAUAUUUUACAAUGAAAAUUACUAUACUGUUCCUCCAUUUACCUUGACUGUAAUUUGCAGUUAUGAUUAGGAGUAAUUCCCGCUACUAAUAUUGCAAGUCAGUAGUAUGUUAAAAAAUAAAUAAAAAGGUGCUCUUCCAACUAGCUAAUGACAAUAUGCAUCUGGGAUGAUUACCUAAAGACCCCUAUCUACUUCCAACAGUCAAUCUAUUCAGAUUUCCCUUUAGCCUUACUGGAUGUUUGACAACAAAACAAGGUUUUUAUAGUCAGAUACAUCUUUAUAGGUUAGUCACUCAGUGACUUACCUGAUCUCAUGCUUGAAAAGCCUUAAAAAAAAACAUCACAAAUGGCUCCUGAUACAAAUCUGUUUGAUGUUCCCUCAAGCAUGCCUCCUUCCGUAGACUUCUAGGUAGGAUUGUGUUUAUUAUGAAAAUUGGAUAUCCAUUUGGUAGUCAACCAAGAAACCUAUCUUAAAUGCAUUGGAAUCCCCCAGAUUUGAUUUUUUUUAGGAUAUACAGUAGCCCAAUUAAUAUAAAAUUUCUUUGGCUCCCAGCCAAAAAGCCCCAAAUUAUAAAAAUAUAAUAAUAAUCAUAUUUAUACCAUAUAAAAGUAUAUUCUAGUUAAAUAUUAUUUUCCAGUAUUCUUUUUUAAACUUGACAUAGAUACAAAGCAUACCUUCAAUAUUUAAGUGUACUUGUACCUGGAUAAAUAGUGAACAGUGUGUGUGUAUAUUUAUUUUACACAUGCACAUUUACCCUCACUCAAACAGUGGGAGGAAUCUAUCAAAAUUUGACUCUGGCGCUGUACAGAACAAUUCAACCAAACAAAUAAACAUUUUUAAACUUUCAAACAUUUUUAGAUGUUUUUAAUCUAAUAACUCGAGGCAGAUCCAGAGUAAUGCGUGAGAAAUCUUGAUAAUUUCCCCCCAAUGUGCCUUAAAUGAAAUAAUUGGUGGAACUGCAUUCCUGCCAGGUCAAUACCAUUUGAUAUUUGCAAACAAAUAUUGUUUGAUGUCUCUGUAAUUUUUAUGAAAUGUGCAGUAUUUAAUUUUUUACUGUGUUUUUGCUCUAAUCUCACACAUGGCUUGCCAUUUGGUAGUGAUGAAACAUAAAUACUGUGUACUUGUAAUAAGUUUGUAAAUAUUGGGAAAAUUUGUUCUAUUUUUAUAUUAAAAUGUUCAUAAAAAUAUUGCCAAAGGAACUAUGUGUAUGGAUACAACUUUAAACCUAAAGUCACUUGAAAUGUAUAUGUUACAAUGUACAUUUUUUUUGUUUUUUUACAAUCAUUGAAAAAAACCUGACUUGCAAAGUGUGACUUGUAGUUUAUGCACCAGUGGUCCAUAUAAAAUGUUAUUGCAUUUUUAAUUUUCCGCAAAUGAUGUCACCAUAAAACACACUAAUAAAGUAUUUGUGACUUCUGUGAAGCACUUCACUGAAAA
Molecule: messenger RNA, 4893 nt
Organism: Rana temporaria (common frog)
Lineage: Eukaryota; Metazoa; Chordata; Amphibia; Anura; Ranidae
Gene: PCDH8
Product: protocadherin 8
Exons: 3
Coding region: 119-3139 (1006 amino acids)
Biological process (GO): homophilic cell-cell adhesion
Cellular component (GO): plasma membrane
Molecular function (GO): calcium ion binding
Source: RefSeq, a predicted model, not a curated record